Molecule: messenger RNA, 1729 nt
Organism: Kickxella alabastrina
Lineage: Eukaryota; Fungi; Kickxellomycota; Kickxellomycetes; Kickxellales; Kickxellaceae
Exons: 2
Coding region: 81-1490 (469 amino acids)
Source: RefSeq, a predicted model, not a curated record
AUUCUUUUGAUAUAUUUUCAAUAGUUACACGCUUCGCAAACCAGCAUCACCUUUUUGUUUAAUUCACACAUAUUCUAAACAUGCCGACAAAGAGAGUCCGUCAAAACGACUGUGCGCAGCCAGUUACCGCAAAGCGGCAGAGGCGACAGAUGAACGCUUCUCAGCCAACAAACACAAAGAGAAAGGCAGCCGCGGCCUCCAAGCAGGCACCGCCAGGCAAGAGAGCAAAGAGAAACGCGGAUACUGCUGCAAACUCCGCGCAGCCGCAAAACAACAGAAAACGCGUGUACAAGAAGAAAGCAGCCCCACGCCAGAACAAAGCCCAGCCUGUGCCUAUUACGCCGUCCGAUAGCAGCAACACAAAAGAAGGCAGUCCAGCUGGUGACAAGCAGGCCGACACAGCACCCGGCCCUUGUCCCAGCAACGCCCACGUUGAUGCCAAGCCCAGCUCAUCGGAAAGGCAAAUGAUGUUUGAGCGUAUGGAGCCGGCUAUGCGCGAGUUAAAGCGACACCUCAGUGGACCACAUCCCAGCGUCGUCGAACUGGCAGCACCAGUGGCUGCAGAAUACAAGCAGAGGGCGGCUAUGGUUGCUGAUAUUGUUCACCGGGCCAUGGAGCAGCUUUCAUCUGGCUCCAAGCACAUGCCGGCCAGCGACUUGGCUAUUUUGGAAGAGCUCAUCAACGCCGACUCGGUCUGGCCCGUUAGGCUAGCUCGCUCGAACUACGCCGCCAUUGAUUAUUUGGCGAGCAGGCUCAGGCAGGACUACAAUGCACUUUCCAAGUGGACAGGCACACACACAUCUGGCGACCACAACGGAAGCAGCAGCAGCAGUGGUGACGUAAGCAAAGGUGCCGAGUCAUUUACCUCGUUCGUAUCUCGUAUUAUCCAUGGACUGCAUCAGCAUGCCAAGGGAGGGCAAGGACGCCCCGAGCCACGCCGGGUGCUCAUUCUGUCCACUGCGCCAGUCAGCACUACAGAUACUGGAGAAGAGUGCACCCACCAUACCAUUGGUCGGAUUGGCUUGGGCAUCGACUCUGCGCUGGCCACUGUCGCUACGACCGACAGCUCCGAGGCAACGUUGGACGGCAAUGUAGACGCAAUCAACAACAACGACGAGUGGUACGCCGGUCUGUUUGCCGCCAUCGAGGUCGGGCAGGGCUCGUCAUCGGAUGACGUGGACAGCGCCGCGCUGCAGCUGUCUAAGCACUGUCGCCACAUUUAUCGCGCACAGCCCAACCGGCGCUUUGUGUGGGGCCUGACUAUUUGCGGCAGCUCUGUCCGGGUGUACUUGUUUGGAUGCAACUUUGUUCUGGUCUCUGAAGCCAUGGACAUUUGCACCGAGGCGGGCCGUAGCGAGGUCAUCAAGCUGUUUGUUAAUUUGUCCUUUAGCGAGGACCACCGGCUGGGUUUGACCCAAGCAUUAAGCACUUGCAUGACCUCGACUGUUGGAGAUUACGGUUCCUGGCACAGCUGCCACGGACAGCGCUGACAGCACGGACAGCAGCGGUGGCAAUGCCAAUUCUUCUGAAUAUACUGAACGCACAUUCUACAGUAGCCACAUAUCAAUUGAGGCUAGUCAUUUGUUUGGGCGGCUCACGCGGUGCUUCCUAGCAACGGAUAAGAAGCCAACCAGAGACAGUCGCAUCAGAAGCAAGGACUGCACCGUUUUUAUCAAGGACGCCUGGACCGAGGUGGCUGAUGGAAGUGGCGACAAUGACGUGCGCGACG